UGUAUGCGGAAGUAGGCUCUCUCGUUAGUAGUUGGGUAGUGAUGGCGGCUCUUUACAUCUACAGCUUGCUGUGUCUCCAGUCUCUCUUUAGUCUGUCCAUUCUCGGGGCCGCCGGAGACCUGACCGAUGGGAACAGCGAGCACGUGAAGAGGGAGCACUCUCUUAUCAAACCUUACCAAGGUGUGGGUUCUAGUUCAAUGCCACUAUGGGAUUUCAUGGGUAGUACAAUGCUUACAAGUCAAUACGUCCGUUUAACUCCUGAUGAGCGGAGUAAAGAGGGUUCUAUCUGGAAUAGAAUACCUUGUUUUUUGAAGGACUGGGAGCUACAUGUCCAUUUCCGGAUACAUGGAGCAGGAAAGAAGAACCUACACGGAGAUGGCUUUGCACUUUGGUAUGCAAAGGAUAGGUUAGAGCCAGGUCCUGUGUUUGGAAACCAUGAUAAAUUUCAUGGUCUGGCAGUCUUUGUUGACACCUAUCCUAAUGAUGAAACAACAGAGCGUGUUUAUCCUUAUAUCUCUGUUAUGGUGAACAAUGGCUCUGUAGAGUAUGAUCACAGCAAAGAUGGGCGGACAGCUGAAUUGGCGGGUUGCACAGCUGAUCUUCGCAAUGCCAACCAUGACACGUUUGUAGCCAUACGCUAUUCCCGUGGGCGUCUUACGGUGAUGACUGACAUCGAAGGUAAAAAUGAAUGGAAGAAUUGCGUUGACAUUUCAGGUGUUAGAUUACCAACAGGAUACUAUUUUGGAGCAACUGCUGCAACUGGAGACUUGUCAGAUAACCAUGAUAUUAUCUCCAUGAAGGUUUACCAGCUCACGGUUGAACAUUCACCUGAUGAAGAGAACAUUGACUGGACUAAAAUAGAGCCCAGUGUUAGCCUGUUAAAGUCUCCAAAAGAUAAUGUUGACGAUCCAACUGGCAACUUUCGCAGUGGCCCUCUAACUGGCUGGAAAGUGUUCUUGCUACUUCUCGCUGCUCUCUUGGGUAUUAUAGUCUGCGCUGUAGUUGGAGCCGUAGUGUUUCAAAAACGUCAAGAAAGAAACAAGAGAUUCUACUAGCCAGGCAUGCUGGGAAUAAAAAUUCUGAAAUGUGAACUCUCCUUUUCCAGAAAAUGGAUUCUACAAUGCAGUUUCUUAUGUGGGUUAAAAAGAAGAUAAUUUAAGUGGUAUUUUCGUACUUUUUAUUUACAAUGACAAGAAUAUCCUCUGGAAGUGGGUACAGGAGUAACAAUUUUUGAGGUUUGCAACUGAUUUUUUUUUUUUGGGGGGGGUUUAAAUCAGAAUGAUUUGAUUUAUUUUUUUAAUAUAAAUGCCUAACUUUAGUGGAGCAUGCUUGAAAGAGUUUUGGGCCAAGACAUGGCUGUAUAGUUUUGCAUAGAUGCUACACCUACAAAGCCUGCUCUUGAUGUAUUCUGCAGUGUGUUCUUCAAUGCUGACCGAUAAUCUGAUGUAGCCUUUAAGCAGCCCAAUCCUGUGGAUUAAAAUGACUGCUUGCACAGAACUGUGUCAAUGACAGCUUGGGGUCUGGAAGAUCUUGCAUUUGGUUGCUCUAUUUACUUUUUGUUUCUUACUGACGCUCAGAUGUUUACAAAAAAGAAGAAAGAAGACAUUUUGCCUUGGCCUGCACUACAUAUCUUCUAAAUCCCUCGAGUAUGAUUGUAUACCACCGUUUCUUUUCUUUUGCUUUAUUUUAAAAUCAAAAAUGUUCAGGGGUUUCCUGUAAGAGUGUAAGAAUAUUUGGCUGUGUCCAAAGUGGCUACCCAUUAAAGAAAAGAAAACGUGUCUCACGU
Messenger RNA from Rana temporaria (common frog), 1786 nucleotides. RefSeq names its product lectin, mannose binding 2 (gene LMAN2). Gene Ontology annotation, cellular component: endoplasmic reticulum-Golgi intermediate compartment; COPII-coated ER to Golgi transport vesicle; Golgi membrane. Lineage: Eukaryota; Metazoa; Chordata; Amphibia; Anura; Ranidae. Gene Ontology annotation, biological process: endoplasmic reticulum organization; Golgi organization; endoplasmic reticulum to Golgi vesicle-mediated transport. The transcript has 8 exons. The record is from RefSeq and is a predicted model, not a curated record. Gene Ontology annotation, molecular function: D-mannose binding. The coding region runs from base 42 to 1055 and encodes 337 amino acids.